AUGCAACUGUAUGUCGUACUCUGCUUCGUGGCUCUUCUCGGUCUCUCCGUCGGGCAGAUGACAUUCACCGAUCAGUGGACCAAGAAGCGUGCCACGCUUCACAAACAGCAAUUUCCAGUGGUAACCCCAGAAGAACCAUUGUGCCCAUCGGACCGUGUUCAACAAGUUUUCGAGCAACUCGCCCAACUCCAAAAAGCCCAACAACGUCUCACCGAAUACCUUGCCACGUGUGCCUAUCCAGUCGACGUCUCCCCACCGAAAAACGAGGAGAAACAACACUAG
Molecule: messenger RNA, 282 nt
Organism: Caenorhabditis briggsae
Lineage: Eukaryota; Metazoa; Nematoda; Chromadorea; Rhabditida; Rhabditidae
Exons: 2
Coding region: 1-282 (93 amino acids)
Source: RefSeq, a predicted model, not a curated record